This is a messenger RNA of Phragmites australis (common reed), 2588 nucleotides long. RefSeq lists its product as uncharacterized. The record is from RefSeq and is a predicted model, not a curated record. The transcript is spliced from 12 exons. NCBI's taxonomy places the organism in Eukaryota, Viridiplantae, Streptophyta, Magnoliopsida, Poales, Poaceae. Bases 738 to 2333 code for a protein of 531 amino acids.
UCUCUGCUCCUGAGAAGCGUCAUUACUGAGAUUUGGUACCGGUCACCCUCUCCGACCGGCCCCUGGCUGCUGCCGCCAGCUACUAAACCCUGAUCAUCAUUGUCUCCACCUCGCCAUUAUUGGCCACUGUCUGGAGCCGUUAGCCUUUCCUCGUUCUUUUAAUGGAGGAAUUAGCAGGGAAGGAGGACAGAGGGACAUAGUAAUGGCGUCGCUCCAUUUUCCUUUUUCUCUUGCCUCCUUUUAAGCUCUGCUUUUCUGCGUAUUAUUUUUCCUGACCUUAUCUUCCUGCAGGUUUCAUUUGCUUUCCAUCGCUUCUUUGGCCUUGUGGGUCACCAAUCCUAACCCUCCGGUUCAUUCUCAAAUAGCAGCUCUUAUGUCCUAAGCCUCCAAGCCAUUUUUAACUUAUUUGCCUAUGUAGUAGCAGUACCAGCAUUAGUACAUCCCCUGCUCAUUAUUCCUUGUGUGCUCCAUUGUUCUUCUGUUCAGUAACUCGCCUUGCAUUUCAUUCCAUUUUCUUUCCAUCCCCUUUGCAUGGGCAAGCCAAUGAGCUCUAUUUAGCUAAGCGAAUUUACCUUUGGGAGACAGAAAAGAUUUCUCAUCAUCUACCACAAGCAGCGUCAUGUCACCCUUCUUCUAUUCUCCUCAUUGGCCGUUUGUGCAGCCCAGCAAGAGCUCAUGAUAUGCGAGUUCAGUAAGUUCAUUAGUGUUCUUGGUGAUUGAAGAACAGCCCAGGAGCCAUGGAGAGCCCAGGACAACAAGUGCUCAAGGAAAGAGACUUCUACUGUGAAGAAACACCAAAGGAGGGUCAUUCAUCUUCUUAUCUGCAGCACCGACACUCAAGUGCUAUAAGCACGUAUGAAAAUGUACCUGACAUAUCACCGCGACUCUCCCAUCACGUACCUACAACCAAUCGCAGUAAGAUGCUUCGUAGAAGAUAUUCAUUUAACCUCCCAGAACACUUGCAUGAGCAUCACAUCAUCACAACUGCAGAGAGAACUGAAAAAACAAUUUCAAAGUCUGUUGCAGACUUGGUUUGGGAGAUAGCAGUCCUUGAGGAGGAAGUUGUUCGCAAGGAACUGCACUUGCUUUCCUUAUACAGAGCAGCAUUUGAUCCAUACCUCGGUGUCUCUCCUCAUGUUUCUUCUCAGGUGGACCAAGAAUCACACCGUCAAUGCAGCAGAAAGAACGCUGACGAAGGCACCCUUCGCCUGAGAGACAUCAAGGAGUCUGCAUCCUACAACUUUCCAACAAUCUCAGAUUCUAAACGCGAGCUGUCAAGAUCAUCUUCAGGGCGGUCAAGCCUUGCAAACUUCUUGAGUGCAUCCAUCACUGAAUAUGUGCCCAAGAUCUCUUGCAAACUUUCAGAGGACAUAGUGAGAUGCAUUUCUUCUGUCUACUGCAAACUUGCCAACGGACCAUCACAAGAUGCUGAUUUUGAGACAUCGUCUACUCCUUCUUUCUCAUCUUCAUCGAGUUCUUUUUCUCUGAAGUGCACUGUCGAUAGUUGGAGCCCUCGAUGCCAUUACAAUGCCAACGCUAGCUCUGACAAAUAUGAUUCAAUAGAUGGGAAUGUUGGACCAUACACUGGGACGGUAAUUUUCCCAAGGAUACACAUAGAUAAAGACAAAUUUGAGUAUGCCUCUAAAAUGCUGGAUACUAUCAGAGCACUGAUAAAACGGCUGGAGAAGAUUGAUCCUACAAAGAUGGCACAAGAAGAGCAGAUCUGUUUUUGGAUUAACAUCCACAAUGCUUUGGUUAUGCAUGCUUUCAUGGCUUAUGGACUACAGGAAAAACGCAUGAAAAACACAGACAUGAUUUUGAAGGCUGCAUAUAAUGUGGGUGGGCAUUCAGUCAACUCCCAAAUUAUUCAGAACUCAAUUCUAGGAUGCCAAUCUCACCGUCCUUCACUUUGGGUUCGUACGCUAUUUACACCAAUGAAAAUAUCAGGGAGCUCCAUACAUCCAUACGCGCUUCAUCAUCCAGAGCCACUUGCUCACUUUGCUCUUUCAACCGGAGCAUUUUCAGAUCCACCUGUGAGGCUGUACACAGCCAAGAAAAUAUAUCAUCAACUGGAGCAAGCCAGGACCGAGUUCACUCAAGCAAAUGUUAUGGUCAGAAAGCAGAUCAUAUUUCUACCUAAAGUUCUCCACUUCUAUGCAAAGGAUGCUGCCCUAGAGUUGCCUGACCUGAUUGAGAUGGUAUGUGAGAGCAUGCCUGAACUGCAAAGAAAAGAGAUCAGACAAUAUCUUAGGAGGAAGGUUGACAAGUGUGUUGAGUGGUUGCCCUAUAGAUCUUCUUUCAGAUACACUGUACAUAGGAGUUUGGCUGAGUAGGCACUCUUGUCCUCGAUAUAUGUGCUUGUAAGUAAUGAACUAAGAUUCUAAGAACAAUUGAUUGGUGUGUAAAUAGGUGAUUGUGAUAGUUUCUCUAAGAGAAGAAAGUUAUAACUUACUUGAAAUCUUCUUUGUGUAGUACCACACUACCACAAAUUUGUGGAUUUCAGUUGAGUAUGUAACAACAGAGAAGGAAAACCCACAUGCUUUGCAUUUGCUUGCUCUCAAAUAUAAUUAUUGAGAUUAUAAACUCAA